Portunus trituberculatus (swimming crab) is the source of this 2046-nucleotide messenger RNA. RefSeq lists its product as uncharacterized. Lineage: Eukaryota; Metazoa; Arthropoda; Malacostraca; Decapoda; Portunidae. The record is from RefSeq and is a predicted model, not a curated record. Gene Ontology annotation, biological process: DNA integration; DNA recombination. Gene Ontology annotation, molecular function: DNA binding. The transcript has a single exon. The coding region runs from base 1 to 2046 and encodes 681 amino acids.
AUGUCCUCUCUGCUGCAUCUAAUUCCUGGGGCAAGACGGAGGAUGCGCAGCCUUCAAUUUCGCCUUUCCCAAUUCUGGGAUCGCCAGUCCGACGGAGACAACCUUCCAGUUCCUUGGGAUUUCGAAAUCCUGGACGAUCUUCAGUGGUGGACACUGGACCACAAUCUUUGGUUGGGACAGUCCCUUCAGUUAGCUUCCCCGGAUGUUUGUCUGUACACAGAUGCUUCCACCGUCGGCUGGGGAGCGUCGAUUCUACACGAUUCAGUGAGCGGUGUGUGGGCCACUCACGAGCUCUCUUUACACAUCAACCUUCUAGAACUCAAAGCUAUACGUCUCGGCCUUCUGCACUUCAAGGAUCAUGUCCGAGGACAGACGGUGGCAGUGUUCUCUGACAAUGCUACGGCCCUGUCGUAUCUGGCAAAAGAAGGCGGGACUCGUUCAGGAAGCCUCAAUGCCGAAGCUCAAGCCAUCCUACAGUGGGCGGAGGAUCAUGCCAUCCAGAUCCUCACCCAAUUCGUGAAGGGCUCGGCAAACGUCUUAGCGGAUUGCCUCAGCAGACAGGAUCAGAUCAUCUCUACAGAGUGGACUCUCCACCAGGAGGUUUGCAAUCUCCUAUGGAGGUUUUGGAAUUAUCCCACGGUGGACCUGUUUGCAACAAGGCUCAACUUCAGGCUACCAAACUUCAUAUCCCCCGUUUCGGGAUCCAAUGGCAGUAGCCACAGACGCCUUUCUGUACAAUUGGGAUCAUCAAAAUCUUUAUGCCUUCCCACCUUUCCCGUUGAUCAGGAAGGUGCUCAACAAGCUGAGAAUGGCACGUCAAACAAACGUUAUUCUGAUUGCUCCGUUUUGGCCACAGAGGGAAUGGUUCCCAGACCUCAUACAGGCCUCAGUAGACACUCCCAGGUGCCUACCGCAGCGCAGAGAUCUACUUCGUCAGCCUCAUGUUCGCAAAUUCCAUCAAGCUCUCCCCAUGCUACAGCUAACCGCGUGGAAACUGUCAAGCGAAUCCUUCGUCACAGAGGCUAUUCCUCCCGAGUUACGGAAUUCCUGGCAAAAUCUAAAAGACCUUCCACUAUUAUGAAUUACCAAUACAAGUGGAAAAGGUUUCGAGAGUGGUGCAAGAGAGAAGGUCACACAGUCUCUAAUCCCACCAGCCAGAAGAUUGCAGAUUUUUUGGUCUUUCUUAGACAGGAUUGCAGAAUGUCAGUCACUGCCAUUAAAGGCUACAAGGCCAUGCUCAAUGGAGUAUUUGCCCUUAAAGGCUUUGAUCUUUCUACCGACCCAGUUCUCCGCGAGGUCAUAAAGACUUGUUCAAGGCAAGUCCAACGCCCACCUUGUAGGGCUCCUUCAUGGAAUGUAGACGUGGUCCUUAAGGCUCUGACAUGUCCUCCAUUUGAGCCACUUCACCAAGCCUCAUUACGGGAUCUGACUAAGAAGACCCUCUUUUUGGUGGCCCUGGCUACGGCUAAGAGGGUUGGAGAGCUUCAUGCCCUUUCUCAGGUCAUAGCCUCAAGAGGAGAGGAUCUUAUCCUGUCAUAUCUUCCUGAAUUCAUAGCUAAGACAGAAACCCCUCUUAAUCCCGUUCCUAGAGAGUUCCCUCUUCGAAGUCUCUCUUCAGUGGUGGGAAGAGAGGAUGAGGAACGUCUCCUAUGUCCAGUGCGAGCUGUACGACGUUACCUUGCUGCAACAGCUUCCGCUUCUCGGCCUCGAAGUCUCUUUGUGUCUUUGAGAGACCCUGCAAGGCGAAUGUCUAAGGCUGCUAUUUCUUUCUUCCUACGGGAUACAAUCAAGACGGCUCAUGAGUCUUUUCCCGAGGAACUCGGCCCCUUGUUCAAGGUACGGGCACACGAUAUAAGAGGAAUUGCCACUUCCAUGCUUCUCUGGAAGAACAGUUCUGUGGCAUCUAUCUUAGAAGCAGCCUGUUGGAAAACCCACUCAGUCUUUGUGGACUACUAUCUCCGUGACAUCCAACGGCAGGAAGGAGAUGUCUCUGCCCUUGGCCCGGUAAUUGCUGCUGGGAAUUUGGUGGGACCACUUCCUCACUAA